Messenger RNA from Jatropha curcas, 933 nucleotides. The record is from RefSeq and is a predicted model, not a curated record. NCBI's taxonomy places the organism in Eukaryota, Viridiplantae, Streptophyta, Magnoliopsida, Malpighiales, Euphorbiaceae.
AAAAAAAAAAAGUAAAAGAAGAAGAAGAAGCAGAGAAGGUGAAGGGUGAUUCUCUUUCUCACUUGUUGCUUGCUUCCACUUCUAUAUUUCACCUUCACAUCACUUUCUUGCUUUCAACAAAUACUAUAAAUAUCAUUAUUUCUUAUUUCUGUUUGCUUCCCGAGUAAACAAACGAAAAUUUACAAUUUCUCUUUAUUUCUACAAGCCUGGAUUUGAAGAUUUGCAAAUAAGUUCACUUAGGGAAAUGCAUCUAUGUCAAUUUUUUAUGGGUGCAAUUGGUGCAAUGUGAUUGUUCUAAACAACUGCAAUGAAUGACCUGGUGCAGCUCUGAAGUUGAGAGAUUAUCAUAUCAGCCCAAAUUAGGACUUCCAAUUGCAAUCUCAGAAGUAGGAAGGCUAACGCAGUACGCUGAUCUGAGUUUCAUAAGCAGAAGGCAGAUCAUAAAUGGGAAACAAGCUGCAAAAGCCCCUAGGAUCAGACAGGGUAGAAGAGAACAAGAACAGCAACAAGAAGAAGAUUCAAACUUUACAUGUGAUUUAUGCAUUGAACCCAACCUAUCAGACAGGAAAUUUAAGAAUGGUGGCUUGUGUAAUCAUCCUUUCUGCUUGGACUGCAUAUCCAAGUACAUUGAAGUGAAAGUUGAAGGUUUCACUGGAAACAUUGAAUGCCCUGGACUGAACUGUGGGCAACCAAUAGACCCUCUCUCGUGCAGGCCUAUCAUCUCAAAGCCACUAUUUGAAAAAUGGUCUGACCUUCUAUGUGAUUCCAUGGUUUUAAGAUUCCAUGGCAUGCAGGAUAUGAGUGCAAUGAGAGCGGACAAUUGAGAGAUAGUAAUGAUAUUCUGGUUGGGGAACUUAUAGAAGAGAAAAAGUGGACAAGAUGUUACAAUUGUGGUCACUCUGUUGAGCGAGUCAGUGGAGUGGCUGCAGAGAU